This is a messenger RNA of Condylostylus longicornis, 6867 nucleotides long. RefSeq lists its product as uncharacterized. Gene Ontology annotation, biological process: regulation of transcription by RNA polymerase II. The record is from RefSeq and is a predicted model, not a curated record. The transcript has 6 exons. Bases 1924 to 5640 code for a protein of 1238 amino acids. Lineage: Eukaryota; Metazoa; Arthropoda; Insecta; Diptera; Dolichopodidae. Gene Ontology annotation, cellular component: nucleus. Gene Ontology annotation, molecular function: DNA-binding transcription factor activity, RNA polymerase II-specific; RNA polymerase II transcription regulatory region sequence-specific DNA binding.
CGCGAUUAUAGACGUGAUUUAUAAGAUAAUUAAAAGUGAUUCUUAUAUUUUUGUUUUAUUUUUCUUAUAGUUUUUUUCUUUCUACAAUUUUUAUAAUGUGAGCCGACGAAAAAAUUAAAUUUAUGAAUAAAAUUAUUAAAAUAAAUCUGUGAAAUUUCAAUAAAACUCAUAUAAAUUAAGAAAAGAAUCAUGCAAACAUAAAUAUAUUUUUUAUUACUUGAUGGCGCUGAUGGUGAUGUGGAGUAAAAAAUGACAAUGACAUUUAUUUUUUCAAUCGAAUUUAUAUUAUUUUUAUAUUAAUAUAAUUUUAUAAGUGCGCAAAUUAAUUUCUUUAAAACGAAAAAAAGAAAUAUUUAAUGUAAAAAUUUAAAAUAAAAAGUUUAUUAAAAAAACUAUUGAAUAUAUUGUGCAAAAUUUCGUAAUUUUUAAUAUUAAAAUAAUUUUAAAUCAUAAAAAUGUUCUUAUACAUUAAAAUAAAAAUUAAAUUAAGCUGUUUACGUCAUUUUAUAUUAUAUGAAGCCUAUGCCUAUGUAUCGACGCGAAAUAACACAAACUCAACUUGAGCAAAUUUAAAUUGCAUAUUUUUGUGUAUUUUUUGACAUUUUUGCUUGGUUUGAUUUAAUUUUUCGUUCCAAAUUGUGUUUUUUUUUUUGUUAUAUUGAUAUAAGUUUUAACAUUUGACUUACAUACAUACAUUAUUAUAAAAGAACAUUUCAUAAGGGAAGAUAUUUUUACCUUUUAUUGUUCAAUUAAUAAAAAAACGUGUAAUUUUCACUUUCUUUACGUGAUUUUCGUUGGUGUAGUUUGUAGUAUCUAAAAGCAAUUCGUUAAAAAAUCAAAGCUUUCGAUGUAAAACAUAUACGACGCUCUUUGCAUUAUUAGAACCAAAUUUACGUGAAAUCAUAUUUUAUUUCAAGUAAUAAAUUUCAACAAAAAAAGAAAGGAGAAAUUAAAUUCUAAUUUUCAAUACAAACUGUAAAUUCACAUACAUAUAGAUGUAUAAAUAAAGUAUAUAUACAUAACAAAUUUUGUUUAUAACUCAGCAUAUAUUUAUGUAUAUAACAUACAUGUUUUAUACAUUAUGUAGCUUUGAAAACGGUUAACAACCACCAAAUAUAAUAAAAACAACAAUAAUAAUGGUGACAAGAAAUGUUCAAAAUCAGCAAAUAAUUUACAAAACUUAUUCAAAACUAGUUCCAAUUUUAUUUCUUUUACCAAAGUGUGGCAUUUCAGUUGAUUAUUUUAAUUUUCGUUAAUAUUUUUUUUGUUACGCUUUUUUAAAUAUUUGAUAAUAAGUGGUUAAAAAAUUAGAAUAAAAAAAAUCAAGUUAUUUAAAAAUUUAUUUAAAAAUUGUCAAAUAUUUUUAGAUAUUUACUUACAAAUACACAUGUACACAUAUAUGUAUAUGCAAAACUACAAUACAAAAGAAAAAAAAUAGAAAAAAUAAAAAAAUAAUUAAAAACUUUCUGAUAAGGCAAAAAAUCAUUAUCAGCAAUAAUUACAUUAAGCCAUAAUAAAAAGAAAUCAAAUUGACAUUGUGAUUGGGUAAAAAAUAAAGAGAGACGAGAGAUAUUUUGUGUUAUUAUAAGUAAUUAAAAAGAGCAAGAUAUACAUUUUGUAUUUUAAAACGAUAUUGAAUGAAACUGCUGUGGUGCUACAUCGAGAAUAAUUAAAAAUUAACUAGAAAGUUGGAAUUACGAUAGAUAAAUUAGCAAACGCCUAAUUACCACAAUAACUUGUUUAUAAAACUGUGUGCUAAAUUAAAUAAAAAUUGAAAGAAAAAUACACGAAAGUUUAAAAUUUCAUUUAAGUUUCUAAAAACACAAAAUAUUUUAAAUUUGAUUGUUAAAAAUUAAAUAAUUUAUAUCGAAAAUUAUAUAACAAAUAAUUGAUAAAUGGUUUUAUGAACAAAUUAAAAUAAUUAUGAUAAGCAGCAUAAAAAGUCAAACCUUAAAACAAACAACAACAGUGUCAUCAUCAACUGCAUCGGACGACGAACAUACACUUCACCAACAUUUAAUUGAGGAUAUGCUAAUAAGGCCAUUAAAUAACGAUGAUGAAAAUAAUUUAUUUGGAGAAACUAUAAUGGUUAAGUCAACAAUACCAUCUGUAAAUGAAAAUUUUAUUGAUUCUAAAGUAUUUAGUAACAAUAAUAGUAAUAGUGAUAACACUAAUAAUAGUAUUUUAUUAAAUUCAAAUAAUAUUGAUAAUAAUGAUAUUAUAUUAAAUAAUAAUAAUGGUAAUAAUAACAUUAAUUAUGAAUUAAAAAUGAUGCAAAACAGUUCAGUAACAACAAAAUUAAAUGAUACUCAAAAUUUAUAUAAAAUUAAUAAUAUAAAAAAAGAAAAUAUAACUGAUGAUUUUAAUAAAGAUGAUUUAAAAAAUUACAUAAUGUCGAUUUCAAGUUCAAUUACAUCAACAAAUACAACAAAUUCCAAUGAUAUAUCGGUAAAUAAUAACAAUAGUAAUAAUAAUAACAUAAAAAGUAGUAAUAAUAAAGGUAAUAAUAAUGAAAAUAUUGAUAAUUUAAUAUAUAAUAAUAAUGAAUCUGAAUUUGCUAUUAAUUCAAUUUCUACAAUACCAAUUAAUAAUGCCAAAGAUUUUUCUAAUAAUAAUGAUAAUAAUUUAAUACAAGAGCAAAAGCCAUUAAUUCAACAAGACAUUUCUAAUAAUUUAAUAAAGUCUGCAGUUAAAUUGGAACCAGAUUCAAUAUCAAAUUCAACAUCAUCAGUAUCAAAUAUUAACUCAAAUUCUUUUAAAAAUGGUAUGAUAUCUAAUAAUACUACUAAAGUUGAUGAUAAAAGUGCCUUAUUUAAUUCAUCUACUAAUAAUAAUAGUAAUAAUAAACUUAGUUUCUGUAAUAUAUCUCCUGUACCAGUAAAAUUAACAAAAUUUCCAAUAUUUGAUGAUUCAAAUCAAAUUACAUCAACUUGCAAUAAUUCUAAUAAUUUAUUACAAUCACAAAAGCAAUCAAAUGAGGGUACACCAAAAAUGACUUCAAAUUUCUUAAAUAACAUCAAAGUAUCAACUAAUGAUAAAAUAUCAGAUAAUAACAAAAUUGCUACUUCAAUUGCAACAUCGACAACUGUUGUUAAAGCAAAUAGUAGUAAACAUUCUUCUGCUGGCACUCGUGUUGGUUUCAUAAGUUUAGAACAAAAUGGUUGGAAUUUAAAUUUUAUUACUACAACUAGCUUAAUACCACCUAUAUCGACCACAAAAAUCAAUAAUACAAAAAAAUUUGAAACACCGCAAAUUCCAAUAAAAACUACAACAAUCAAUAGUAGUUGUAAUAAUAGAAUUAAUGUUUUUAAUGACAAUUCAAUAAAUUCUAAUUUGAAAGUGGAUGGUGAUAGCAAUAGCAAUAAAAAUACAAUUAAUCAUCAUGUCAAUAAUGCAAUUGUGAAUCGAUCAUUGAUUGAAGAUGUUCAUAAUUAUUCGAAAAAAAGUAAACGUUUUCCAAUGGAAUGUGUUAGUACAACAAAUUCAAGCGUGGAAGAAUCGGAGGAAGAUGACGAUCCAGACGAUGAUAAUGAUGAUGGUUAUAUUGAUUAUGAGGAGGACGGAGAAGAAGAAAUAUGUGGUAAUGAGUUUGAUUAUCGAAAAUUUUUAACAACAAAAACUAAGAAUAAAAAACGAUUCCAAACUCUUAAAAUUGACUCAAAUAUUGGAUACAUUGGAAAUAAAAAAUUGCAAGAUAAAAUUGAAAAAAUGAUUGUAGAUCAGAAAGAAUAUUCCACAAACAAUGAGAUUUAUAAAAAAACGCAACAAGAAAUAGGUUUUAUUGGUCCUAGUACAAAUAAUGAUGAGAAUGGGGAAUCAUUGUUAACGCCAGAACAUCACGCUCGUAGACCAAUGAAUGCGUUUUUAAUAUUUUGUAAAAGACAUCGUGCUAUAGUUAGAGAUAAAUAUAAAAAUAUUGAAAACAGACAAGUCACAAAAAUUCUUGGAGAGUGGUGGGAAAACAUGUCACAGGAUGAGAAAAGUUCAUAUACGAAUUUAGCAAAGGAGUAUAAGGAUGCAUUUUUGUCAGCAAAUCCGAAUUUCAAAUGGUAUAAACUACCAGCACCACCACUUAGGACAUUAGUUACGAGACCUCUAAAUACAAAUGAAUCUUCGUUAGAAGAACCAUUACCUCCAACUUUAAAGCAACCAAAACAUUCAUCACCUUUUAAACAAAGUUCUCCCCCAAUUGAAGAAAAUAUACCAAUUUCAAAAGAAAAAAUUGUUGAUAGAAUGUCACCAAUUGAACCUAAACAUGAAGGGAAUGUUGGGAUGUUUAAAUUUGCAGAUGAAACGCAAAUGGGAGGCCUUAGUAGCCUUAUAACGUGUAGCAACAGCCCAAAUGGCAACAACAGCCCCGAUAUAAAUAAAAUUUAUAAAUCUGAAAAUCAAAAUAACGAUCAUGAACAUCUUCAAUGCCCUUUAACUGAAACAUCACAAUUUAUCUCUUUAGCAAUGCCUAAGACUAAACCAGAUAUAUCAAAUUUAGAACCAUUUGAGCGUAUGCGUAAUCAUGCAAAAGAAAUGCAAUUAUCAAUAAAAAAUAACAAAAGGAAAAUCCUUAUUGCCGAUAACAUUGAUAUUGGUAUAGGGGGUAAGAAAUUUAUUAGAGAUAAUAGUUUUUCUAGUAGUGAAGAGGAUAACUGGCUUCGGAAGCCAACAAGAUCAUGCAAAGGUAAAAAAUAUCAAGAAUUAAUAAGCUCUGGACAAAUUGCCACUUCUUCGAAAAAAAAUAAAAAAUCGACAUCAAACACUUUUGCACAAUCUGAUUUUAUUAAAUCUAGUAAUAUUAAAGAUUCAUCUAGCGAUAGUGAUGGAGCUGCAGCUACUCAAACUAAUUACUCUGAUAAUAAUCUGUCACCUUUAAAAAUAAAUGUUAAGGAUGAAGAACCUGAAAAUCUCCCAAAUGUUAAAAAGACAAGUGAUAUUGAAAAAUCUAGACAAUGUGAAGAUAAUCAAUUAGUGAUACAAUCGACUGAAGGAAAGCCUUUCGAUACGAAUGCAUUCGAUUUAGAAGCUAAAAUAAUGGCUUUACCAGCACAAGAUUUAGAAGAAUAUCUACAAAAAAAGCAAGAGUCAAAAUGCAAGAAAAAAAUAGCAUCAAAACGCAGAAAAAAAUUUAAUUCAAAGAAAAUAUCGAAAUCUAGCAAUAGCAAUAAUAAUAACGAUAACAGAGCUUCUCCUUGCUCACUAUCAUUAGAUAUUUCUAACCAAAAUUCUUCAAAGUCAAGUGAAAUGCAAGAUAUUAUUACACAACAAAAAUCGCAGCAGCAAAUUGAUUCAAUUAAAGAACAUAUAGUCGGUAGUCAAAAACGCAAAGCUCGCAAAGAAAGUAUCACUCGUCGUGAUUUAAAUGCCAUUUAUAAAACAACAACUCCCGUAAUGACAGCAAGUGAACCACCUAUUAAUUGGGUUAAUUCAAGUGAUAUAAAAAUUGAAUCAAAUAGCGAAAUCGAUAAUGCUCAUUAUGAGCCAUUAUUCUUACAAUGUCAUGAAGAGCAACCAGUGCAAAAGAUUGAAUGUGUAUCACCUGCAAACGAACAACUUACUUAUCAGGUAUAUGAACCAAAACUGGCUGAACCAACCUCAAAACCACAUUUACUUAUUUUAGCUGAAGUCGCCAGUAAUUUUGACGAGUAAUCUUUAUUAAAUUUUAUUCCUAAUUCUUUUACUUAGUUAAGGAAUUUUUUAAUGUUGAAUCUAUUAAGUGAUCACUAUUUAUUUGUACUAAUACGCAUAUAUCAAUAAAUAAUGACCCUCAAUAUACAAAUUUAGGAGAAAUUUAUAUAACAUUAAGGAGAAUCAAUAACAAUGUUUUUCAAUCAGUCAUUUCAAAUAUUUUUUAUGUCCGCAAUUACUUGUUAAAAUAUGCUCAUACAAAUUGCAAAGUUUUUUAAAUGAAGUAAAUAAUUCAAUAUUAUUUUUAAUAUAUUUUGUUUUCUUCUCUUAAUGCGCUUAAAAACUCGAAAUUCAUAUAAUCUUUUCAAUGAAUCUUUUAAAUUUUUACAAAUUAAUUGAUAAUAAAAUUGGUGGUUUCAGUAUAGUAGUUAUAAAGUUCCACAGGUCAGUCAUAUUUUAAGCAAAUGAACCAUUCACUUUUGCUUUGUAGAAAUUUUUUCCUUUUUUGAAAUCUUAUAAUUUUGUGAUUAGUGUUUCAAUUAAUGAGCAAAAUUUAUCAAAUUUUUUUAAAGACUUUGAAAUUUCGUUCUAUGCAACUAUAAAUACUAAAUUAUUUUUAUUUUAAUUUUUUAUUUAAUUUGCAUAAGUUUUAGAUUGAAGCAAGUUUUAAAGACAUAAUACCCUAAUUUAACUAUUUAUGUAUUUGUGAUGAUUGAUUGGAAGACAAGUAAUUUUAUUUUAUUUAAGAAAAUUAAACCUAUUUAAAGAAAUGUUAUAAGUUUAAAAAAUUACCUUUAUUGAUUGUAUUUAUUUUACUUAAAAACCAAUUAAAUACAAUAAAUUAAAUAUUAUAUUACUUAAAUUAUUUUAAAGAGAAAACAAAAUCGUAAAAUGAUGUGACUUAAAUUAGACUGCAAUAAAUAUUACAAAUUUAAGGAUACUGUGAGGAAAUAUAAGAUGUUUUUAAGAAUGGUAUAUAUAUAUACAAUACAUAUAGGCAAUAUAAAAAGUAAUUUAUAUAUUAAAAUAUAGAAGAAAGAAAACUAAAUAGACAGUUUAAAACACUAUUAGCCAUUGAAAUUAAAAGAACAUUGAUUGUGUGGUUUGAUUUUUUUUUGGCAAAAAAAGAAAACAAAUUUAUUACUUGUAUUGUUAAUAAUCAUAAUAAAUUAUUCAUUUUAGAAGAAUACGUAUAUUAAAUAAUAUAUUUAUUUUGUUUUUCAAUAUUAUUAAUAAGAGUUUGAAAUA